UAGAAGCUUGACUUGACGGCUGUUGGCCGAGCGUAGUGAACUUGUUAUUCGCUUUGAAAGUAAAUUAUUUUGCGUUCUAACGUUUUAUGAUAAUGAAAACUGUGUUAAAAUCUUAACCAUGUUGAGUCAAACUUCUACCGAGGCGUUGCUCUCAGCAACGUAUGUAGAAAAUUACUUGGAUUGUGUCGAAAAUCUUCCGAAUGACCUGCAACGACAUUUAUCGCGUAUGCGUGAGCUUGACGUAACAUACAGAGAAUGUCUCCGUGAUGCUGAAAACCACCUGACAGUUUGCAUCGGGCCCAACACAGAGGAGCGCCGCCGCAGCCGAGCAGCCCUGAGACUGCAAGCAGCGUUGGUCGCUGCCAAGGAGAUAGGAGAUGAGAAGCUGCAAGUGGUACAACUGUUGCAAGACCUCAUUGACAACAAACAGAGAUCUCUAGACGGGGACAGGAAGAAACUUAUAUCAUGCCUGGACGUGAACACAAAUGGCACAGUGAAAGAAGAGCCCGCCGCGCCUUCGGAGUCACACCGGGGCGGAGACAAGGACAGCUCCCCGCUCCCCGCGCCGCACGCCGCCCCGCCGCCGCCGCCCGACCGAGGGGCGGACAAGGAGAAAGAGAAAGUAGAUAAGGACAAGAGUGGAGGUGAAAGGUGGUCGAAGCGCGCGCGGCGGUCACGGACCGGCGCCGGCGCAGCCACCGACGGCGCGGACUCCAGCGAGCGCGACAGCGAGCGUCCGCAGCAAAACACGCAACAGAAGAAAGGCAUAGGCAAGAAGAAGAAACGCAAAGCGCGCCAAGCGGCGCAGCGCUCGGAGACCCCGCCGGAGGAAGCGGACGCCAUCGACCCCGACGAGCCCCGCUACUGCCUCUGCGACCAGAUCUCCUUCGGCGAGAUGAUCCUCUGCGACAACGACCUCUGCCCCAUCGAGUGGUUCCACUUCUCCUGCGUCUCGCUCACCACCAAACCCAAAGGCAAGUGGUUCUGUCCCAAGUGCCGCGGAGACAGACCCAACGUAAUGAAACCUAAAGGUCAAUUCCUCAAAGAGCUGGAACGGUAUAACAGGGAAAAGGAAGAGAAGGCAUAGUGUCUGUUGUCGAUGAGAGGAUGUAAAUGAGAAUGAAUUCUAUGAGCUCCCCAGCAAUAAAGUUGGUAUUUUGAAAAUGAUGAUUUCUCAUGUCCAGAGCAAUUUUCCAGAUUUUCUUAUAGACUUGGAUGAUAUAUCGAACAAAGCUACAGAUACAACUUUUCCAAAUUCAUUUAUCUUUGAAAUCAAAGAUGUUUACUUUCAUUAAAUGUAAUUAGCUAGAAUCUCUCCUUAUGAAUUAAAUAUGCAUAAAUUCAUUACAUAAAAAACAAGUGGUUAAUAUUGUGAGAAACAUAAAAUACAAGAUACACAACAGCCUAGUGCAAUCAUAGCUGACUUCAAGCUGGUUUUUAGCCAGAUUGGGAGAAAUAACAGAAGGUUUUUCGACUCUAGUCCAAUGCUGGUCUCACUAGAGAAGAAAAAGUAAUGACAAAGUUGUACAGGAUAAUAUUUAAGUUAAAUGAUGCAUUCUCAUUAAAAUCCAAGAGCAGACACAGUCCGCCUACACUUUGAGAGUAUUAUUGUUUCAAAUGUGAUUUAAAUUUGUGAAAAUUUGUAUGCUACGAGUGACAACAUGCAAGUACAUAAAUGAAAAUAAAUUAUUUAGAAGAAUCUCUAUGUUGAAAAUUUUAUCGGUGUGAAAUGGGACAUUUUUAUUAAACUAUUGAAUUUUAAUAACAGUGUUCUGACUAAACAGAUGUUGUAUAUAUAAUUGUAUUUUCUAAUUAUUGUGGAUUUAACGCAGUCCUGCAUUUUGACAACUUCAAUUGUACAAUACCGGUUUUAUAUUAUCAUACAUAUUGAACUUCAAAAAAGAAUAUUCCUCUCUAUCAGAAAUUCCAUACAAUUUUUUAAGUGAUGUGGAAAUUAGAAAUCCUUUACAUGUUUUUUUCCUUUACAAACUUGUCAAAUCUUUAUAAACUCACUUUCCGAAGCUCAAUGUGUACUGUUCUGAUGUUAGGAAUGAUGGUUGUAUUGUAAUAGUUGUUGCCAGAAGCGAAGCGACUACGCACAUUCAUGCAGCAAGCACCCUACAAUGUGAUACUCGUUUUAUUCAUAAUUUAAAUUGAUGUAAAUAAUGUAAGGCGAAUUAAAUGCGCGUAGUCUGCUCUCCCGUUGGAUUCGUUUGUAUUGAUAAGUUUAAUAUAAGUUUUAAGAAUGA
Messenger RNA from Plodia interpunctella (Indianmeal moth), 2249 nucleotides. RefSeq lists its product as uncharacterized. The coding region runs from base 119 to 1087 and encodes 322 amino acids. Gene Ontology annotation, cellular component: nucleus. The record is from RefSeq and is a predicted model, not a curated record. The transcript is spliced from 5 exons. Lineage: Eukaryota; Metazoa; Arthropoda; Insecta; Lepidoptera; Pyralidae. Gene Ontology annotation, biological process: positive regulation of DNA-templated transcription.